This is a messenger RNA of Oryzias latipes (Japanese medaka), 4064 nucleotides long. RefSeq names its product TGF-beta activated kinase 1 (MAP3K7) binding protein 2 (gene tab2). The record is from RefSeq and is a predicted model, not a curated record. Lineage: Eukaryota; Metazoa; Chordata; Actinopteri; Beloniformes; Adrianichthyidae. Gene Ontology annotation, biological process: positive regulation of canonical NF-kappaB signal transduction; positive regulation of protein kinase activity. Gene Ontology annotation, molecular function: ubiquitin binding; K63-linked polyubiquitin modification-dependent protein binding.
GUUCUCGCGAGAACAGCGCGCCCGAGCAGCCGCCAUAUUCUGAGCUGUAUUUUGGUUCGUGUCUGAGGAAAAAGAGAAAAGUUCGGGGCGGAUUGAGGGGAGGGGGCCGAACCCAGGAGCUGUCACCGAGCUGGUCCCGAGUUCUGUCACACACCGGCGGCCGAAGCUGGCCUUCACUGUCCCUGCAGCCGUUCGAGGACACCAAGGCCCCGGGCCCUCAGUGCGGUUCUUCUCAUUGCUAGCAGCUGGACCCCCUCUGGCUUCCCUUCCUUGGCUCCGCGGCCCUCCGGAGCUCGGGUGGCGGUGUCGGGUGUUGAAGGCGGCCCGGACAGCGGCGGCGGUGGCGGCGGAAACUGGAAGCUCAGAAGAUGUUUAAGAUGAAGUUGGUGUUCUGCCGGAACUGACGCUCCGCUGCGCUGAACAAAAAUAAACCGCUCGGUUCUGAGCUGGCAACAGACGAAUGGCCCAGGGAAGCCACCAGAUUGACAUUCAGGUUUUGCAUGACCUGCGGCAAAAGUUCCCUGAAGUCCCUGAAGGUGUCGUCUCCCAGUGUGUUCUGCAGAACAACAACAAUUUGGAUGCGUGCUGCGAGUACCUGUCCCAGGUCAGUCCCGGUUACCUGUACAACGAGGAAGGGAAUCUCAGGUUUCCAGAGGACGCCGUCUUGACCAGGCUCCCUAAUCACAUGACCCAGCUGAGCCUGGGCUUUCAGACUCACAAUGUGCAGGUGCCCCCGGUUCGGGACGGCCCAAGAAUGAACGGCAGCCGGGCUUUGGCUCACAGCAUGAGCGAAGGGCCCCUCCACAGAGGCCAGGCCCCCAGCAGCGACUUCUUCCCACAGGAACCUCAGUCAGCCCCGGUGCAGGUCCACCCCUCCCUCAAUGUGUUCAGCGUGAUGGAGCCGUCGCGGAAACCCCAACCCCCUCAGCACCUUGGACUCUACCCCUCUGGACCGAAAGGGGCAAUUGGCGGUCAACACAUGCCACGCUUCAAUCCCAUCACCGUGACUCUGGGCCCCAACCUCCAGACAGGCCGCAACACCCCCACCUCUUUGCACAUACAUGGCACACCACCGUCGGUCCUGGGGAGCCCGCAGGGGAACUCCAUAUACAUCCGGCCCGUCAACCAGCCCGGUGGGAUAUACGUCAGCCAGCCUGGUGGGAUCCGGCAGAGCCAGCAACAAGGGGGGCGGGCUCAGUACAGCCCCACCUCUCAACCCCAGCAGCAGAUCUACCAGAUCUCCCACCCCCCCUCACUCUCCAGCUCGUGGUCUGUUCCUCAGCCCUCCUCCUCUCAUACCUCACAGACCUCCCAUGUCUAUAUGCCCAUCAGCUCCCCCACCAACCCCCAAGCGCCCUCCAACUUCCCCUCUGGAAGCCAGUCCUCCUCCUCUGGCGUCUCCUCAUGCUCCCCCUCCCCCUCCUCUAGCCAUUACAACAUCCAGAACAUCUCCACUGGGCCGCGCAAGAACCAGAUUGAGAUCAAACUGGAGUCUCCUCAGAGGAACAGCUCCACCACCGUUCUGCGGACCACCAGUGGGCCCCGCUCCUCCUCUGCUUCUUCCUCCUGCCCCUCGUCUUCUUCAUCUUCAGCUGGGAUGCCCUCUGUCCCCACCACUCCUCUGUCCAUAGGAGGCCCGGGCCUGAGCCGCAGUCAGCCCACAGUGUACAUUUCUCCUAGCCCCCCAAACACAGCCGCCGCACCCCCUGAUGACGCCAUCGUGACAUCAGCAGGCUCUCGCUCCCAGCAAAUAUACACCUACGAAGGGGGGUCAAGGAACACCCCCACAGUUUACAUCUCUGCAAACUCUUCUAUGAUGAACCAGGGGGUUCAUGUUGGGGGCCAGGUGAGCAUGGGCCCUGCCUACAUUCACCACCACCCACCCAAGACCCGUGCUUCUGUGGGAAGUGGGGGCACUGCUUCCUCCCCCCGCGUCGUGGUGACCCAGCCCAACACCAAGUACACUUUCAAAAUAACAGUGUCUCCCAACAAGCCCCCAGCCGUGUCCCCUGGAGUGGUGUCCCCCACUAUAGUGCCCAACAACCUGCUGAGCCUCUCAUCAGAACACCUCCUGGAGCCCGACCCCCAGCAUCAGUCGGACCCACUAUCACCGCACCAGGACGAACCACGGCGACUCAGCAUGGGCUCUGAUGAUGCCGCCUACACACAAGCCUUGUUGGUCCACCAGAAAGCUCGAAUGGACAGAUUGUGGCACGAGUUAGAGGUGAAGAAGAAAAAGUUGGAGAAGCUAAAAGAAGAGGUGAACGACAUGGAGAACGACCUGACCAGAAGGCGGCUGGAGAGGUCAAACUCCGCCUCCCAGAUUCCCUCAUUUGAGGAAAUGAAGCAACUGCGAUGCAAAAACCGCUCUCUGCAAAUCGACAUCGACUGCCUGAGCAAGGAGAUCGAUCUGCUGCAGACGAACGGACCACACCUGAACCCCGGUGUGAUUCAAAACUUCUACGACAACAUUGGGUUUAUCUGUCCCAUCUCCCCCAAACCCAAAGGUACCAUAUCAGCAGACUCAGGAGGGAAGCACACGAAGCCCGUGCCCGACCAGGAGGAGGACGAAGGCUCGCAGUGGAGCUGCACGGCCUGCACCUUCCUCAACCACCCCGCCCUCAACCGCUGCGAACAGUGCGAGUUUCAGCGGCACUUCUGAGCCAUCCGCCCGCCAGUCUCCGCCCCGCAGACGUUGGGUCCGUCAGUCGGAGCGUUUGUCGUUUCUGGGCGGCUGGUUCUUCUUCCUGUUUCUCUUAGGUAUGUGGAGCGACAUGCGUGAAGCCGGCCGGGAUCGUGUUUACACUCCGAACCCUCGGAUCGUACCUCACCGGACUCGCUGCCCCUCCCCCCUGCAGCGGGCGACCGUGGACCUCACCGCUCCCUCUAACAGUAUUACAGCGUGUGACUCGUGCGCCUGGCUCAGCGGCGACGCUGCGCCGACCACCGAUCUUUGAGCUCCUCUGUAACCCGGUGGGGAGGGGUCUGGAACUGAAGGGAAAACUAUCGGACUUGAACGUUCAUUUGCUGAUCUGGAAAGGGGCUCAGAUGGGCGUGCCCCCACCCCCUGCUCGUUGGAACUUGGUGGCGCAGGGGUCGGGCGUCCAGCGGCUCCUGGAAACUCUCUGUACAUACCUUUAGUGCCUUGAAGCCGUCUUCCUCUCACUUUGAAUCACCUGUAAGUAUAGUUUGAUAGAUCUUAAUAACUUUUUCUUUUCUGCCAGACGAUUACCCCCCCCCCCCCCCCCCCCCCCAAGACUUUUAUUUGGUGAGAAUCAAGUGGCGUUGGAUCUUAGCUGCCAUCAUGAAGCUACAUAAGCCACCACCUCUCUGUUUUCUCCGUACAACCUGCAAACAGACAAAUCUUUUUUUAUUUUGCUGCAUUUGGGGGAUUUGUAUUUUUUGGGGGGGGCAAAUGCAGAUUUACAAACUGCCAUCUUAUCUGACAACUGGAAUGUAGGAUUGAUGUUGGGAGACUCCUGGUUUCCUUCCAGCAGAUAGAUCCUGAGUCAGCAGAUGGGUUUCAGGUUUUUUCCCACCAGAUUCAAACUGCAGCACUCCACAGGUCAAACGUGAACGGGAUUCUGGGUAAAUGUGCCUUUGUGAUUAAAUAUGAAGCUCAAGUUGUUGCAAAAAAGGAAAAAAAAAAGAAAAAAAAGCCAAAGAUGUCCUCAGCUUUAAGCACAACACGACAGUCCACUGUGUCUUUAAUGCGGUUCCUUCAUCCUUCUAACGUGAGGAUGAAGAGUAAAGUUGUUCCACUUCCUGCUGCCUUUAGACUGAGGUUGACAAUCUAUUCUGUUAAGUCCAAGUGCCUUCAAAGCCAAACCUCCAGCUCCGUGUGAAGCCUUCAAAAGCAGAAGAUGGAUUCACGUCUGAAGCACUUAGUUUUUCCUCUUCACCCAAAGAACCAGUUCAGCUGCAUCUGCACCCCGGUGUGAACGGGCAGAUCAUGUUUGAUGAAAUGGAGAAAUAAAAAUAAUUUUUUUUUUUUUAUUUUAGCUGGGAAAACUGUCUUUGUAACAGAUAAGUUAUUUGUAAAAAAUAAAAAAAAAGGAAACAAA